Oryza sativa Japonica Group (Japanese rice) is the source of this 1275-nucleotide messenger RNA. RefSeq names its product protein PXR1. The record is from RefSeq and is a predicted model, not a curated record. Lineage: Eukaryota; Viridiplantae; Streptophyta; Magnoliopsida; Poales; Poaceae.
UCACCUCCUCCUCCUCCUCCUUUUUCUCGAAGCAGAGCCGCCUCGCCUCGCCUCGCUCCCGCUGCCCUCAAAUCCCCGAUCUCCCCGACCCGCAUCCACAGUUCCACACCCACCUCGUGCUCGUCGCACCGCCACCCUCUCGAGCCUCGCCGCCGCGUGAUUCGCCGGCCGCGACGGCCACCAAGAUCUCCGCCGACCGCCGCCGUCACCCGACAAGGAACUUGAACAGCCCAGGUCAUAUUCCAGAUGGGGAAAGAUAAACAAUGCGAAACUGUGGACGCGGUCGGGAUGGUGCCAAUGGAGGAAGAGAAGAAGUCCAAGGAGGAGAUACAUCUCAAGAUUAAGAGCAAGGACAAGUCUUCAGGUGAUGAGGAUGAGAAGAAGGAGAUUGAGAUAGAAGUCAAAGCCAAGAUUGUGGACAAGGAAGAGGUGAAGCUUGAUUCAGAUGAUGGCGCAAAGUCCGCGGUAAAAAGUAAGGACUCAAAGAAAGACAAGGAAAAUAAAAAAUCAGACAAGAAGGACGAUGAACAUGACGAUGAGGAUGAAGAGGGAAAGAAGAAAGAAAAGGAGAUGAAAGAAAAGAAGAAAGACAAGAGUGAUAAGAAGGAAGAAGGCAAGAAGAAAAAGGAUGGUGAUGAGGAGGAAGGUAAGAAGAAAGAAAAGAAGAAAGACAAGGAUGGCGAUGAGAAAGAAGGCAAGAAAGAGAAGAAGAAAGACAAGGACGGUGAUGAGGAGGAAGAAGGUAAGAAGAAAGAGAAGAAGAAGAAAGACAAGGGUGACAAGGAGAAGACGAAUGAUCCCGCGAAGCUUAAGGCGAAACUGGAGAAGAUUGACACCAAGAUACAAGACCUUCAAGCUAAGAAGGAAGACAUCCUGAGGCAGCUGAAGGAGCAGCUGAAAGAGGAGCUGGAAGGAGGCAAGUCCAAGAAUGCCAUUGAAGAGAAGCCUGCACAGACAUUGGAAAAGGGCAUCGAGCACAACAAGCCCAUUGAGGAGAAGCCCGCUGAGACAGUGGAAGGGAGCAGGGAGUGCAAGAACAAUGAAAAAGAAGAAACUCAUGUUGCUGCAGCCUGAUCUUUUUGAAACUCUAAAUGAUGUUCAGAGUUGUGGUUUUUUGCUUGUAACAAGAAUUGUGAUCUGGAUCUCUGUGUGCAGCAAAGUAUAGAUAUAUCACAUACUUUUGAGUGUAAGAAUAUGGGGGGUGUAUCCUUGUCCAGAAAAAUAGCCCUGUACUGUAUACGGCUGGCUGAGAAUAAAAGGAUCUUUACUACAGAA